AUGGAGAGCAAGAACCCGACUGAGGGCCUGACGACGGAUCACAUCAAGUCGCACCUGCAGAAGUAUCGGAUUAGCUACGAGCGAUCGAAGCUCGAGGCGCAGCGACUCAAUGAGAAACAUGCCAAACGGAGCUUAAAGCGUCAUCAUCGGGAGGCAUCGGAGCAGCAUAUGCACUUGACUAUGCAACAAAGGAUGAAGUUCCAUCGCGAGUUGCUGCUCACACGCAGUGUCGAGGUCGAGUCUGGUCUUUCGUGGGUCAACCGAAUGGGCAAUCACGAGUCGAGCUUCCUGCAAGCUUGGGCCAAUGCAGAGCAACUACGGCAGCAACAGGAGCAAGUCUACGGCCGUCUGCAUGAACAGCAACAAAAACCUGCACAAACUGCUGAAUACGAACACACGGGAACUGACGACGGUGUGGACCUCACCAGCUGGGGUCGACUCAGUCUGACCGUAGACUCUGACGACGACGACGUCUUCGGCUUCCUCCGAUCCGAGGCGUAG
Phytophthora infestans T30-4 is the source of this 501-nucleotide messenger RNA. RefSeq lists its product as uncharacterized. The transcript has 4 exons. The record is from RefSeq and is a predicted model, not a curated record. Bases 1 to 501 code for a protein of 166 amino acids. Lineage: Eukaryota; Oomycota; Peronosporomycetes; Peronosporales; Peronosporaceae.